Molecule: messenger RNA, 846 nt
Organism: Oldenlandia corymbosa var. corymbosa
Lineage: Eukaryota; Viridiplantae; Streptophyta; Magnoliopsida; Gentianales; Rubiaceae
Source: the annotation of a GenBank genome assembly
AUGAGAAGUCAUGGAAGCUGCAUCGGUAUCUCGGCCACCGCCGCUGACCGUACGACGUCGUCCCUCUCCGGUAACAACAACAGAAGAUCAUCUUCCUCAUCAUGCUCUCUCUCCAAUUCCUCUGUUUCUUCAGAUUAUGCAACUUGCGGGUCACCAAUGUGGAUGGGGAAAAGCCUCACUUGUGUUUGCUUCAAAAGGAAAGGAACUCAUGACCGCAUCUUCUUCACCAUGUCACCGACCCAGCAAGAUAGAUACAGGAGGUUAAAACAUCGAAUGAAGAUAUGUUUUGAUGCCUCCAAACCAGAACAUCAGCAAGCUUUAAGAGCUUUAUGGCAUGCCACGUAUCCUGAGCAGGAGUUACAUAGUUUGGUAUCUGAUCAGUGGAAAGAAAUGGGAUGGCAGGGUAGAGAUCCAUCCACCGAUUUCAGGGGAGCUGGAUUUAUAUCUUUGGAGAACUUGCUUUUUUUCUCCAAAACAUUCUCAACAUCUUUUCAGCAGUUAUUGAAGAAGCAAGGUGGAAAAAGAGCUGCCUGGGAGUAUCCAUUUGCUGUUGCUGGGGUAAAUAUAACAUUUAUGAUCAUGCAGAUGCUGGAUCUUGAUGCCUUAAAACCUCGGACAUUUGUGAGAGCAGUUUUCCUGCAAAUGCUGUCAGAGAAUGAGUGGGCAUUUGAUCUUCUUUAUUGCGUGGCUUUUGUUGUUAUGGACAAGCAGUGGUUGGAAAGAAGUGCAACAUACAUGGAAUUCAAUGAUGUGUUGAGAUCAACUCGGUGUCAGUUGGAGAAGGAACUGCUAAUGGAUGAUGUUCUACGAAUCGAGGACAUGCCUUCUUACAACCUCCUCUGCUGA